CAGACCCAGAAAGAGAACCCAGGAGUCCUGGCUCUCCUCCCAGCCCCCACCUCCCAGUGGCUAUUAAUAUCCUCCGCUCUGGCUACACCCCUCCCACGCCCUGUAGCCAAUCUCCGGGGUGUCAGAGCUGGGCUGCGGGGCAGGAGGAAACAGAAACCACCUGACUUUUUACUUUCGUUUCCCCAGGCGAAAAUCUUGGACACUGGCAGAGCGAGCAGUGGGGCAGGUAACGGGGGGGCAACUACCAUCCCCGGGGGGCAGAAUCCCCCCCUCCAGUCUACCCCCCCCAGGGGGCAGGCUCGUCCCCCACAACCCACCUGAGACCUGAAUUGCUGGUUUCGAAGCAGUGGCACCUGGGAGGCACCUCAGUUCUCCAGCAGAGUUUGGCUUUAGCCCCAGCCCAGGAGGAGGGGAAAGUGGAGCUCGGCCUGUCAUCCGCCGCAUUAUGGGAAAUGCGAACAAUAAAGGGCCAAUCCCAACCCCCUCCUUGAAGCCACCUCCACAGGGAAUGGUGAAGCGACUCCAGGAGGACGUCACCUGCUCCAUCUGCCUGGACAUCUUGAAGGACCCUGUCUCCAUCGACUGUGGCCACAACUUCUGCCGGGGCUGCCUCGUGGCUCACUGGAGCGGGGUCUCGGCCUCGGGGUCCCAGUGCCCGGAGUGCCGGGCUCCCUGCUCCAGGGGCAGGAUGAUCCCAGACACACGUGUCAAAAGCCUGGUGGAGAAAAUCAGAGACCUGCCGUGCAAAGAGACGCUGACAGCAACAGGGAGCCCUGAGCAGGGGCCAGGGGCUCAGCCGGAGCCGGGGCGCCCGGUGCAGCUGGUGCGUCUGGACGAGGAAGGGGGCCUGAUGCUGGAUGAGGAGGCCCUGAGCCGCUGCCUGGAGCAGGGUGGGGUGGGGAAAGCCCCCGUUUGCCUGGUGUCCAUCGUCGGGGAGCAGCGCCGGGGCAAAUCCUUCCUGCUGAACUACCUGCUGCGCCGGCUCCAGAACCUGGAUGUGAAGGACGGAUCCUGGAUGGGCCGGGAGGAGGAGCCCCUGGAGGGGUUCGAGUGGCGAGUUGGCACCCGCAGUGUCACCAAGGGGGUGUGGGCCUGGAGUCAGCCCUUCUGGGUCCCCAGGGAGCGGGAGAAGGUGGCUGUGCUGCUGGUCGACACCGAGGGCUCCAUGGACAUUGCCAGAGGCACAGAGACCAGCGUCAAACUCUCCGCCCUCUCCAUGCUGCUUGGCUCCUACCAGAUCCUGAAUGUUUCCAGCCAGAUAAAGGACCCUGAUCUGGAAUAUCUGGAGAUGUUUCUGCACGUGGCCGAAGAGGUGGGAAAGGAAUACGAGCUGGAGUCCAUUCAGCACCUAGACCUGCUGGUGCGGGACUGGAGCAGCUCUGUGGUCCUUGGAAGCGACGGUGGGGAGGAGCAUCUGAGAGACGUCCGACAGAUGCUGGAGGCGACAUCCCCUUGCAAACACCCCAGGGCCCUGGAAGUGCUGAGCAGAAGCAGCAGCCGCUGUUACCUGAUGCCCUUCCCUGGCAAGCGGAUCAUGACUGGAAACCAGGGAAGCCUGAGAGACAUGGAUGAGGAUUUCCGGGACAGCCUGAGGGACUAUGUCACCACCCUGGUGGGCUCGGUCGGUCAGCACAUCUGGAGGGACCGGCAUGGGGCGCUGCUCACUGGGACACAGCUCGCUGCCAAGAUAAAGAAAUUCUCUGAUCUGAUGAAGAAACAUCAUUGUGGCUUCUCCUCUCCCGCUCAGAUGGCUAUCGCCUUCCACAACCAGAGAGUCCUGGACAGAGCCCACGCAGACCACGCUCUCUUUCUGAAGGAGAAGGACGGCGACUCCCAGAAUAUGUUUACCUGCCUGAAGGUGUGGCCGAGCAAGAUGACAGAGCAGUUUGCGGAGCGGCGCGGGCACUUGCUGUGGCGAUGCCGGACGGACAUGCAGGAGCCGGCACCGGAGAAAGAGGCCCUGCUGACGGAGCUGGAGGAUUUGCUGACACAGGAGGCUGAGACCUUCCUGAAGACCUACGGGAAGCGCUUCAAGAAAUUCGCCAUUGUGGCGGGCGUGGGGGCGGGGGCGCUGGUUCUGGGACCGGUGUGCGGAGCUGCUGGCGCCGGGAUCGCUGGUGCUGUCAUUGCUGCCGAGGCGGCUGGGGCGCUCGCCUUGACUGAGGUGGUGGCCAUAGGGGUUGGGACGGGCGCUGCAGCUGGGAUUGUCGUGGGUGGGGGCGUGGGCGGGGGAGUUGGUGGGAGCAUCGCACGGAAGGAUAGGCAGAGGGCUGAGGCUGCUGGUGGUGGGAGGGAGGAGGAGGACAGAACUGAGGAUCUAUCCGAUGACAGCCCCCUGAUCUGAUCGGUGUGUCCCUCUCCCCCCGAAUCUGGGGCUGACAAAUGGGGUGACGGGGCUGCAGCGUGGCCCAGACACGUCCUCCAGAAGCCACCCCAGAGCAGGGAGCCGUCGCCCACAGCUUCUAAGAAGGGACAUUUUAGAUCCUCUCGUCUGACCUGCUGUGCCACCCAGGCUGGAGAACGCCGCCGACUUCCCCUUGCAUUGGGCCCGACAUCUCCUGUUGCACUAAACCAUCUCCCGGAAGGCGGCCAGUCUGGCUCAGAAACCAGAAGAGACAGAGACCUCACCGCUUUCCCACUGGUGAAUCACUCGCGCUGUGAAAAAUCCGAUGCCUCGUUUCUGAUGGGAGUUUGUCUGGCUUUAACUUCCAGCCCUCGGUUCUCGCUCUGCCUUCCUGCGACGUUGCAGGGCCACUCUGGCUGUAACGUGAAAUGCUUAGAAACGCCUGGCCGAUGGUCCUGUCCCGAGAUCACCUGCUGAGGUGACAACAGGCGCCAGGCUGAGUUCCUACAACGGCAGUCGUGUGGUCCGGUCCUGGGGGACAGAUCUCCAGCCGCCCCUCUGAGCGGGAAGGCGGGUUCUGGGGAGAGGGCACAGGAAGAUGUGGGUUCCCUGCUCUGCCAGAGACUUCCUCUGUGACCUUGGCCAAGUCCCUUAGUUUCUCUGUGCCUCAUAUUCCCAUCUGUCUAAUGGGUAAUAAUGCAUUGGAAGAUGGUGAGGGGUUUGAGCUCCACUGACAGAAAACGCUACCCAAGAAACAGGCAUCGUUAUUUAUUCCGGGGGAGGGCUAUAAAACCAUCCGAAGCUAAGGGGAAUUGUUUCUACACCCAUGAAUGUACGCCGAGCAGGGGACACCCUUUGGCCAUCUCCACAGGAAGGCUCAGCUCCUACCCUUCAGUGUUGAUGAAAGGCCAGGACUUGGGCGUGGGGAUUUCCAACCAAUGAGACCUCGGGCUAGUGGGAUGCUCCAGCUGUUCCACGCCAGCCUCUGCAGGCACCUACGAUCCAACAGAGCUCAGAAGCGUGAGGUACGGGGUCAGCUCCAUCCUGGCCUGUCCGUGGUGAGUCGGGAGCGCCCCUUCCCCUGACAGAUUCCAAGGCCUGGGUAACACAGGCACGACCCUGCCCUGAAUUAAUUCCUGUUUGAACUAGAGCGACAUGUUAGAGAAACUUCUCCCUCACUGGGCAUUUUUAAAUCGAGAUGGGAAUCUGCCACAACCCUCGGGGAAUUGUUCCAGUUGUUCUCACUGUUAAAAAUUUCUUCCUUACUUCCAGUCUGAGUUUUGUCUAGCUUCAGCGUCCAGCCAUUGGCACAUGUUAGACCUUUCUGUGCUAGACUGAAGGACCCAUUAUCAAAUAGUUGUUCCCCAGGUGGGUACUUUAUGCCCUGGGAACUAGUCACCCUUUAACCUGCUCUUUGAGUCCUAUCUUCCUAAGAACUGCUUGGAAACCUAAUAUCCAGGGCUGCAGGUUUUCAGAGGCUGGACCUCUCGGUAUGUAGCAAGAGAGAAUAGAAGUAUGUGAGACUAUGGUCAGCACAGUGUUCAAUGGGAGAGAUUAGGGUUGUUCUGCUGGAAAGUGGCCAGGCAACGGGUCGUGGGUGCAGGACGGUCUCAGAGCAAUGGCGGCAUUUAACCAUUCUCCAUUGUGCCCAACAGGAGAAAAGAUAUUUGGGGUAUUGUGUUAGGGGGUCAAUGUACAGAUGAGCGUGUGCGUGUGUUGGAGCACCUGUAAAUGACCGCCGUGGGGAGUGCUAAAGACUAAUCUCCCAGAUUUAAAUAACGAUGAAGUUCUGACUCAUCGAACCUUGAAUGGUGAGUUCCUAGUUUUGGGACAAGUCUCCACAGAAACCGUCAGUUCUGAUUCGGUUAGGGGAAGAUGCAACUUCUGGUUAAUGGAAGGGCUUUAAAAUGCUCCAGGGGGGAAUUCUGCACCAAAAAAUUAAAAAUCCUGCACAUAGUUUAAAA
Gopherus evgoodei (Goodes thornscrub tortoise) is the source of this 4308-nucleotide messenger RNA. RefSeq names its product RING finger protein 112-like. The record is from RefSeq and is a predicted model, not a curated record. Gene Ontology annotation, molecular function: GTPase activity; GTP binding. Gene Ontology annotation, biological process: protein homooligomerization; endoplasmic reticulum organization. Lineage: Eukaryota; Metazoa; Chordata; Testudines; Testudinidae. Bases 446 to 2344 code for a protein of 632 amino acids. The transcript is spliced from 14 exons.